Lactuca virosa is the source of this 1427-nucleotide messenger RNA. The record is from the annotation of a GenBank genome assembly. NCBI's taxonomy places the organism in Eukaryota, Viridiplantae, Streptophyta, Magnoliopsida, Asterales, Asteraceae.
AAACGUGACAUGUCGAGAAAGAGAGAGAUGAGCUCUCUCCCGAGAAAGUUCGUCAUAACUUUAGCAGAAGAGAGAGAAAGAGAGAGUCGUAAAAGCUGUGGACUUCACAUUAACGAUCACAAAAGCUUUUUAGUCUUUGAAGUAAAAAUUUGUGUUCUUUGUUCGUAAAACAAUCUGAUUUUAUCUUCUAGUACAAGCUGCACUAAAAUGGGUCUUGCUUCUCAAGAAGCAAUCAAUCAGUUCAAGGCGUUAAUGGACCAAGUUGACGAGCCUCUAAAAAGAACAUUCAAGAAUGUUCAUCAGGGAUAUAUAGUUGAAACCUUGGAGCGAUUUCUCAAAGCAAGAGAGGGGAAUGUUACCAAAGCCCACAAAAUGUUGGUAGAUAGCUUAAACUGGAGGCUGCAAAAUGGGAUAGAUGAGAUUUUAGCUAAACCGAUUAUUCCAACUAAUUUCUACAGAGGAGUGCGUGAUUCACAGCUGAUAGGAGUGUCUGGUUACACGAGAGAGGGGCUUCCAGUGUUUGCUAUUGGGGCAGGUCUCAGCACAUUUGACAAAGCAUCUAUCCAUUAUUACGUGCAAUCACACAUUCAAAUUAAUGAAUAUCGCGAUCGUGUGAUUUUGCCAACUGCAACAAAAAAGAAUGGAAAAUAUAUUGGCAAGUGUGUCAAGGUUUUAGAUAUGAGUGGCCUAAAACUAUCAGCAUUGAACCAGAUAAAGCUGCUGACAACAAUCUCAACUGUUGAUGAUCUUAACUACCCAGAGAAGACAAUUACAUAUUAUAUAGUAAAUGUUCCAUACGUAUUCUCCGCUUGUUGGAAGGUUGUGAAACCACUUCUGCAAGAACGAACAAAGUUAAAAGUUCAGGUGUUGCAAGGCAAUGGUCGCGAGGAGCUUUUGAAGAUAAUGGACUAUCCAUCCCUGCCCCAUUUCUGCAGAAGGUCAGGGUCAGGGUCAAGCUCAGGGUCAGGGUCAGACAUUACUUCUGACUGCUACUCAUUAGAUCAUCCUUUUCAUCAAGAACUUUACAGCUACAUGAAGCAGCUCUCAGGUGUUCAUGAGCCAAAAGAAGCUGCAAAACAAGGAUCAGUGCAUGUGGAAGUGCCCUUGGGAGACCCUGAAAAUGAAGAGAUACACAAAACACUUGAAUCCGAAUUGAAGAAGCUUCGAAACCGUAAAAGUCUCUCUGGGUCCUUUCAGAAUUCCAAGAUUGCCGAUUAAGGUAGGUAUUUGCAAUAGAGAUGCUUCAGCAAUGGAUAUAUAUUAAAUAUCUCAUCAUCCUAUUGCUUCUGCUUGUAUUGCUCAAAAGUUUGUUUUCAUGUAUGUAUAUUAUUAAUAUGGGGCAUUUUAAGUUCUAGUUAUGUUGCUUGGAUCUUUAUAUAUCUUGUAACAAUCACCUAAAUGGUACUUUUCACCUUUGGGCUAGUGGU